Messenger RNA from Drosophila obscura, 705 nucleotides. Its product is annotated as histone H3.3A. Gene Ontology annotation, cellular component: nucleosome. Gene Ontology annotation, molecular function: protein heterodimerization activity; DNA binding; structural constituent of chromatin. The transcript has 2 exons. The coding region runs from base 87 to 497 and encodes 136 amino acids. The record is from RefSeq and is a predicted model, not a curated record. Lineage: Eukaryota; Metazoa; Arthropoda; Insecta; Diptera; Drosophilidae.
UGUUUUGUCGAUACUUCCGCGGUCACACUGGUUGUUUUUUCCAAUCUAGAAAAAAAUUUGUAAAAACAUUUUAAAAAACAUUUAAAAUGGCUCGUACUAAGCAAACAGCUCGUAAGUCGACGGGAGGCAAGGCUCCACGCAAGCAGUUGGCCACCAAGGCUGCCCGUAAAUCCGCCCCAUCGACUGGCGGCGUAAAGAAGCCACAUCGCUACCGCCCAGGUACUGUUGCCCUGCGUGAGAUCCGUCGCUACCAGAAGAGUACCGAGCUGCUCAUUCGCAAGCUUCCAUUCCAACGCUUGGUGCGUGAAAUAGCCCAGGAUUUCAAAACCGAUUUGCGUUUCCAGUCUGCUGCCAUUGGCGCCUUGCAGGAGGCUUCCGAAGCGUACUUGGUGGGCUUGUUCGAAGACACCAACUUAUGCGCCAUCCACGCCAAGCGGGUUACAAUCAUGCCAAAAGACAUUCAGCUGGCCAGGCGUAUUCGGGGCGAGCGCGCCUAAAUGCGGCAUCCGCCAUUUUUGAUCAGAAAUGCGGUGGCGGCGACGACAAAGGUAGAAGAAAGAAACACAGUCCUGGCCGCCGAUGCCGCAUAGUAGUUCUAUGAGUUUGUUUAAGAUAUGUCAAUACUUAUCUAUAAGUAAAGAUCGGAAGGAGAAAUAAAGAGAAAUGCGCGGUUUUUUUUUUGUGAAAAACUGCUCCAAAUAAAAA